CUGCUUCGAAGCAAAAUCCUUCCUCUUCGAAACCUCCCAGACACCCGUUCACCGCUUCUGCCUCAAUCCCCACGAAAUCCGGCGUCGGGGAAGAAUCUCAAUUUCGAAACCCUAACCCUAGCUCAAUCCUCUUACCGUCUCCGUCGAAUUCACCGAUUUCGAUGUCAGCGGAAGAUCAGAUCCUCGGACGCUCCACUCACCUAACCCGACCCGAGCUUCUCCGGCGCCGAUCGCACAACCUGAAGCAGCUGGCUAAAUGCUACAGAGACCAUUACUGGGCCUUGAUGGAGGAUCUCAAGGCCCAACACAGAGAGUAUUACUGGAAGUACGGUGUUAGCCCUUUCAAAGAAGAUAAUCACCACCAAAACAAGAGGCGUAGGAUUGAUGGGGGUGAAGUCGCAGCCCUCGAAGGUAGCGGAGACAACGACAACGGCGUUAAGAGUGACCCGAGUCUGAAAGGAAACUGUGUUGCUUGUGGUAGUGGAAGCAAGUCAAAGGCAAUGCCACUUACUAAUUACUGUCAGCUUCAUAUCCUGUCGGAUAAAAAACAGAAGCUUUACACUUGUUGUACUUUCGUCAACAAAAGAGCUCAGUCAAAAGCAAUCACGUGUCCAAAGCCAACGCUUGCGUCGACGGUGCCUGCAUUGUGUAACGCGCACUUCCAGAAAGCUCAAAAGGAUGUUGCUAAGGCUUUGAAAGAUGCUGGUCAUAGUGUUUCUUCUGCGAACAAGCCUCCACCUAAACUACAUGAUAUUGUAGCCGCGUUUGUGCAUCAUAUUCAAGCGAAGAGAAAGAAUCCAAGGAGAGAGAGCAAACUAAGAAGCUCGGUCAAAGAAGAGAUUACAAGCUAAGUGGAAACUGUUACAGAGAAAUAACUUGUGUUCCACGGUUGUGCGCAAAAGCAGAAGGUAAUAUAGCUGACGUACUGUAGCGUCAUGAGGGAGAGAAACGGGCAGCUGAUCUUAAUAUGUUUAUAGGCAGAGAUACUGUAUUCAACUAUGCCUGAUCAUGAAGUUUGAUUCUAUGGUGUAGAUCUUGGAUACACAGAACAUCCUUGUAGAAUUUUCUUCUUCUUCGUUAAUCCUAGCGAAAAUGAUACUUUUUUUUUAAAUGACUAGCUUCUAAGAGGCGUCUUGUAGUGUGCAUUCUGGUUUACCGUCAUUUGUACUGACAGUCAUUGUUAGUAAGUUGCUUAUAAUAAAUAGUAUUUUGGCCUUGCA
Molecule: messenger RNA, 1220 nt
Organism: Brassica oleracea var. oleracea
Lineage: Eukaryota; Viridiplantae; Streptophyta; Magnoliopsida; Brassicales; Brassicaceae
Product: INO80 complex subunit D
Cellular component (GO): NSL complex
Source: RefSeq, a predicted model, not a curated record